Molecule: messenger RNA, 1745 nt
Organism: Cuscuta campestris
Lineage: Eukaryota; Viridiplantae; Streptophyta; Magnoliopsida; Solanales; Convolvulaceae
Source: the annotation of a GenBank genome assembly
AGGAAGAGUUGGCUGUUUUCUUUGGAAGUUUUGGGAUCAGUUUUGCCACUAAAUGGAUUAAGCUUCUGCUUUAAAUUGUUGCAGAUGAGUUUGUGCUUUCAAUCACUUUUUUUUUGAAGGCACAUCUUAAAGGACAAAUCUUUUCAGGAUCAUCACUCCACUUAUAGGGAAAGAUUGAAAUUUGUUGUGUGAAUAAGUUAGAGAUGGAAACUUAUUAUUCAUCAUCAGGCUUGACAACCAACCAAAGAGAUGCAGCUCUGCCACUGUUGCCAGAUCAAAAACACACACUCCAAUCUUCACCUCUUCCACCCAUGAUGUUUAUGAACAACCAUCAUCUUUCGUACCCGGAUUUAUCUCAGAGUUCCUUGCCGAAUCACAGCUCUGAUCUUCUGAAUGUCGUCACGCCAGAGUUUGAUAUUGAACAAAAUCUGCAGUAUAAAAAGGGGCAACUGUCCCUCAGCUUGGCCAUGCAAGUUCCAUCAUAUUGCGAUGACGAGUACGGGAACACCCCUGCAGGUCUCUCGUCUUUCUUGACUCCCCACACUAUGCAUUCGGAUCAGGCCUCCUCACACUUCAAUGGGAACAAGAAUGUUGAGUAUUUCUCAUUUGAUUUGGCUGGUGGAGCUCACAGCAGUGUUAAAUCUGGAGACAUUGAGAGCUCUUCCAUGGGCCUCAGAGAGAUGGGUUUUAGCAAUGCACAUAUACAUGGAGGAAUUCACAUUUAUGAUUCAAAAUAUCUGAAGGCUGCACAGGAUUUACUCGACGAAGUUGUCAAUGUUCAAUCAUCUAACAAGAAUUUGGACCCCCUCAGUCUUUUCUGUUCAUCUGUACAAAUCGAAGAACCUGAUGAUUUUCUGAAGUCCUCCAGCUGUUCAACUGACAUUUCAUCUGUUGAAAGAUAUGAUCUGGAGAGCAAGAUGACUAAACUCUUUUCUUUAUUGGAUAAGGUGGAUGUAUCCUACAAGCAAUAUCAUGAGCACAUGCAACUUUUAGUAUCAUCGUUUGAGGUGGUUGCCGGGGCAGGUGCUGCUAGACCAUACACAUCGCUGGCCCUCAAAACCAUUUCCCACCAAUUCCGUUGCAUUUGUGAUGCCAUAAAGAAGCAGAUUAAGGCCACCCAAGAAAGCUUAGGGGAGGGAAAAGGAAGCGGCGAUAACAAUAAUAAUAUCCAACAAGGAGAAAGGUUAUAUCGGUUGCGUCAAGUGGAUCAGAAGCUGAGGCAACAGAGAUUACUUCAGCAGUUUGGAGUGAUGAGACAACCUUGGAGACCUCUUAGAGGCUUGCCUGAGAAUGCCGUUUCUAUCCUUCGCGCUUGGCUCUUUGAACAUUUCCUCCAUCCAUACCCAAAAGAGACCGAGAAAAUCACACUUGCGAGACAAACGGGUUUAACAAGAAGUCAGGUGGCGAACUGGUUCAUAAAUGCACGGGUGCGUCUUUGGAAGCCCAUGAUUGAGGAGAUGUACAAGGAGGAGGUUGGCGAUGCCGAAGCGGGCUCCACCAUUUCACCAGAACAUAUACCAGCUGGCAAUUAAGGUGGUACAAAGAUGAACUUGAUUCUUGUUUUUUUCAUCAUGAUAUUAUUGACCCUUCAGCUGAGCUGGUGAUGGAAGAGGCAUUGUUGCAGCUUAUUAUUGACUUGUACUAACAGACUUAAUUUCUUUGCAUAAGGGUAGCUUAGUUUUUAAGUGAAACACUACUGUGGCAUAUUCUGUUUGACUGUUUGGCAAUGAAAGAUUUGAUAUAUU